Scomber scombrus (Atlantic mackerel) is the source of this 2592-nucleotide messenger RNA. RefSeq names its product cadherin-related family member 1. Bases 1 to 2592 code for a protein of 863 amino acids. The record is from RefSeq and is a predicted model, not a curated record. Gene Ontology annotation, cellular component: catenin complex; plasma membrane. Lineage: Eukaryota; Metazoa; Chordata; Actinopteri; Scombriformes; Scombridae. Gene Ontology annotation, molecular function: cadherin binding; calcium ion binding. The transcript has 17 exons. Gene Ontology annotation, biological process: homophilic cell-cell adhesion.
AUGAAGAAAGAAAAGAAAACGCAUGCUUUAUUGUUUCUCCUCCUGCUUCACUUCACCUUGGGGCAAUCAGACUAUGCUCCGUAUUUUUAUGACAAUGGACCCAGCAGUACAAAUGGUAAUAUGGCCUUGUUCAGCAUCUCUGAGGAUACACCAGUUGGAACACAGAUAUACAUCCUAAAUGGCACAGAUCCAGAGAUGGAUCCUGUACGAUAUGGUCUGACUUUUGAAAAGGGUUCCCAGGAAUAUUUUAGGGUGGACCCCAAGACAGGAAACGUGACUCUCAAUCAGGAGCUUGACAGAGAGAAACAAGAUGAAAUCUCUGUGCUCGUGAGCAUAACAGAUGGUCGCAAUAAAGUUGUUGAGACAGUAAGAGUGUUUGUCACUGACGCCAAUGAUGAGCCUCCUGAAUUUCAAAACCUGCCCUUCGUCAUUGAUAUCCCAGAGGACACUGCUCCAGGCAGUAGCAUCUACAAGGUCCAAGCACUGGAUAAAGAUAUAGGCUCAGGAGGCAGCGUCUCAUAUUUCCUACAGACCUCACCGUUUGCAAAGUUCACCAUUGAUGGGCACAGCGGGAUCCUCAGGGUCAAACCUGGUGAGACUUUAGACUACGAGACCACACCCACGCACUUUGUGACAGUGGUUGCAAAGGAUGGAGGAGGGAAGUAUAAGGGUAAACAUCAGGUGUUGACUUCCACAGCCACCAUAACAAUCAACGUAAUUGAUGCCCAAGACAUGCCUCCAUCCUUCAUAGGAACCCCUUACUUUGGCUAUGUCUACGAAGUCUCAGUCCCUGGCUCUGAAAUAUUCACCACAUAUGCUAAAGAUGGAGAUCAAGGCAAUCCUAACCCCAUACAUUAUUCCAUUAUUAAUGGUAGCGAUGGUGUCUUUGACAUAAAUAGCAGCAGUGGAUGCAUCACCCUGACAACUUAUCCAUCCAUGCUGAAAAAUGAAUUAUAUGAAAUUAAAGUCAAGGCAUCUGAGGUAGGACCAAAUAAUCAGCUACUGGACUAUGAUGUUACCUUGGUGACUGUACGGGUGGUGGACCUCAACAACCACCCUCCGACCUUUUACGGAGAGAACGGACCACAGAGCAAAUUUGAGGUCACCAUGUAUGAGCAUCCUCCUUCAGGGGAGAUCCUGCGGGGCUUUAAGAUCACCGUCAAUGACUCUGAUCAGGGAGCAAAUGCUAAAUUCAAACUGAGACUAGUGGGGCCGAGCCGAGUGCUGCGAGUGGUUCCCCAGACGGUCCUCAAUGAAGCACAGGUGACCAUCAUUGUGGAAGACACAUCUGGCAUCGACUAUGAAAAGGGACCAACACUUUCUUUCAAGCUGUUAGCAGUGGAGAUUGACACUCCUGAGAGGUUCAGUGCAACAGCUGACAUUGUGAUCAACCUCAUGGACACAAAUGACAACAUCCCCAAAUUCACAUCGGAGUAUUACAUCGCCAGGGUCCCUGAGAACUCUCCUGGAGGCUCCAGCGUUGUGUCUGUAACAGCAAAUGAUCCAGAUUCAGGGCCUUGGGGUGAAGUCAAAUACAUGAUUUAUGGAUCAGGAUCAGAUUUGUUUGCCAUCCACCCAACAUCAGGCCUCAUCUCCACGCAGCCCUGGACCACCCUGGAUGCAGAGAUCAGGUCUAAGUACAACUUCUAUGUCAAAGCACAGGAUUCGGAGGGAAAGUACGGCCUGGCAGAAGUCUUUAUCACCGUCCUCGACAUGAACGACCAUUCUCCAGAAUUUGAUGACAAACUCCUGGAGAAGACCAUGAUUAUUGGCAUACCUGUCAGAGUAGAGGCCGUGGAUGAUGAUGCAGAAUCUCCAAACAAUGUCAUCGAGUACUCCAUCAUGAAGGCCGAUCCUGACAAUGCAUUCGACAUCAAUGCUGCCACAGGUGAGAUCAAGCUGAAGCCGUACAUCAAGUCCAUGGAGAUUGUGCAGAAUAUCACCAAGCAGAAGGACUGCAAGUGGUCCCUGGUGGUCCAGGCCAGGGACAGGGGCUCUCCGUCCUUCAGCACAACAGCCGUGGUCAAUAUCGAUAUCACAGAGGCGACUCCUCUCAAGGGGCCUAUGGCGGCCUUUUUAUUGAAAAGUAGGGACAAUCCUAUGAAAGCUCUAGGCAUGGUCACUGUUAUCAUUACUGUGUUGGUAGGAGUGACUGCAUUGAUCUCUACGGCUAUGUACAUGCGCAACACAAAGUCAAACAGGAUAAUGCCAGCACGUCGCAUCAUUAAGAGGCGACCCAGGGAUGACCAACCCUGGAACUUAAAGAUGCCCGUUUUGAAACAACUAAACAACCCUGCAGAUAAGUUCAUUAUCAGCGACCCUGAAGGCAACCGCCAGCGGAACACCAACAGCCCUCGAUCAAAACCUCCUCCACCCAGUGCGCCAAGUCUGCCUCCUCCACCUCUGUCAAACACACGGCUCAGUGAGAGGCUCCAGGCAGUCCCAACAAUCUCUGGUGCGUUAGCCUAUAAAGGCUCAAAGAAAGCUAAAUCCAGCCGCCGCAAAGAUGGAAAUGUCAGCUCUGCUUUAGUGUCAGAGCUUAAAAUGAAACUGGAGCAGAAAAUCAUUGAGAACAACAAAGGUUAUUAUUAA